AUGUCAACCAGUCUCUCGAGACCAGCCUUACAAGGCACUGCCUCCCUCUUUCACGCCUAUUCUUGCUCCAGUCUCUCCCUGACUGACGAAGCUUUCCUAGAGGCUGUUAUGAGCAGUGACGUUCCCAAGGUGCGGCGCCUGCUAGACAACCUGCUGGACCUCAAUGUCAAUAGUGUCAACUUCAUGGGCCAAACAGCACUGCAGUUGGCAGUGUCCAAUGAGAAUUUGGAGAUCACCAAGUUGCUUCUGGAGCGGAAAGAACUGACCAGGGUGGGCGACGCAUUGCUCCUAGCCAUUCGUAAAGGUUACGUACGCAUCGUGGAAGCCAUUUUGAGCCACCCGGCUUUUACGGAUGUUCGGAGGUUGUCAUCUUGUCCAAGUCAAGUGGACAUACAUCGAGACCUAUUUGCUUACGAUGAGAAUGGCAGCCUUUUCUCUAAUGACAUUACACCCAUCAUCCUGGCUUCGCAGCUCCACAGCUAUGAGAUAUUGCACCUGCUUCUCGCCAAGGGGGCCCGUAUCCAGCGGCCCCACGACUACUUCUGCCAAUGCAGUGCUUGUACCCAGCAGCAGACUGAGGACUCCUUCAGACACGCGCAGUUCCGCAUCGAUCCCUACAAAGGUCUUGCCAGUCCGGCCUAUCUGUCGCUUUCAAACGAAGAUCCAGUAAUGACGGCACUAGAGUUGAGCAAUGACCUGGCAGUCUUGGCCAGCACUGAGAAAGAGUUCAAGAAUGACUAUAAGAAAUUGUCCAUGCAAUGCAAAGACUUCAUGGUGGGCCUACUGGACAUGUGUCAGAACACAGAAGAAGUAGAGGCAAUUUUGCAUGGUGACUCAAUGGAGAGCAUGCAAAACCUUGCCAGGUUAAAACUUGCCAUCAAGUAUGAAGUUAAGAAGUUUGUAGCCCACCCCAACUGCCAGCAACAGCUGCUCUCCAACUGGUACCAGGAUGUGUAUGGACUUCGUCAGCGGACCACACUGUUUAAGAUCCUCCUUGUACUUGGGGUCGCGGUGGGCCUGCCUGUUUUGGCUUUUGUGUCCUGGAUUGCACCCUCCUGUAAGCUAGGGAAGCUGAUGUCCAGACCGUUUCUAAAGUUUGUGGCUCAUGCUGCCUCAUUUGUGACGUUCCUGUGUUUGCUGGUCCUAAAUGCUGCUGAUCGCUUCAACGGACCGCCGUUUCUGCCCAACAUAACAGUCCAAGAUAGGUCCUUGCAGCUCUUUCGCAUGAAAAUAACUCCCUUUACCUGGAUGGAGAUUCUGAUCAUGUCUUGGAUUCUAGGUAAAAUUUGGGAAGAAUGCAAAAACAUUUGGCUGCAGGACAUUGGAGAAUAUGUUUCAGAACCGUGGAACAUACUGGAUUUCAACAUUUUAGCCAUAUUCAUUAGCUCAUUCAGUGCACGGUUGAUGGCCUUUUGGCAUGUGUACGCCGCUCAGCGUUAUGUGGAUGAGCACCACGUCGACCUUUCCAACACCUCUCUACCUUCAGACAUUAAGUAUUUUCAGCUUGCUCGAGUCAAGUGGCUACCGUCAGAUCCGCAGCUCAUUUCCGAGGGCCUGUACGCCAUCGCGGUGGUGCUGAGUUUCUGUUGGGUCGCCUACAUCUUGCCCGCCAACGAGAGUUUCGGCCCAUUGCAGAUCUCUCUCGGCAGGGCGGUGAAGGAUAUCUUCAAGUUCCUGGUGAUUUUCAUCACAGUCUUCGUGGCGUUCAUGGUGGGGAUGUUCAACUUGUAUUCAGACUAUCUCGGGGCCAAGCACAAUGAUGCCUUUACCACGCUAGAGGAAAGCUUCAAAACACUCUUCUGGGCCAUUUUUGGUCUGUCGGAAGUGAAGUCAGUGGUGAUUGACAUUGACCACAAAUUCAUCGAAAACAUCGGCUACAUCUUAUAUGGUGUCUACAAUGUCAUCAUGGUGGUUGUCUUGCUCAACAUGCUCAUCGCCAUGUUCAAUAGCUCCUUUCAGGAAAUCGAGGGUGAGGCUGACGUGGAGUGGAAGUUUGCUCGGGCCAAACUGUGGUUCUCAUACUUUGAGAAGAGCAGUUCGCUGCCCGUGCCCUUCAACUUGCUCCCAAGUCUUGGCCCGAUUGCUUCACUUCUGCAGGGACUAAAAAGAUCUCUGUGGAAAGCAGCUCAAGGCAAAGUCAGUGAAACUACACUGGGUGACGAAAUGGAACGAAACAAGUUACGUCAAAAAGAAGACUCUGGGAUGGACGCAUCUGCUUUUCCAACACCUUAUCAAAAGAUCAUGACCCGCCUUGUCAGGAGAUACAUCCUGAAAGCACAGCGGGACAAAGAAAACGACGAGGUGAAUGAAGGUGAACUGAAUGAGAUCAAGAGGGACAUCUCCAGCCUGCGUUACGAGCUGCUGGGGAUAAACAAACGUGAAGUGAAGAACCUGGCUGAGCUCGUGAGGCGAUUGAGUCAAGUGACACAACAACAACAUGAGAAGUCAACAGGGUUUUGA
Nerophis lumbriciformis (worm pipefish) is the source of this 2460-nucleotide messenger RNA. The record is from RefSeq and is a predicted model, not a curated record. Lineage: Eukaryota; Metazoa; Chordata; Actinopteri; Syngnathiformes; Syngnathidae.